Messenger RNA from Zerene cesonia (dogface butterfly), 4621 nucleotides. RefSeq names its product dynactin subunit 1 (gene DCTN1-p150). NCBI's taxonomy places the organism in Eukaryota, Metazoa, Arthropoda, Insecta, Lepidoptera, Pieridae. Bases 211 to 4185 code for a protein of 1324 amino acids. The record is from RefSeq and is a predicted model, not a curated record. Gene Ontology annotation, cellular component: axon; microtubule associated complex; spindle pole. Gene Ontology annotation, biological process: establishment of mitotic spindle orientation; nuclear migration. The transcript has 32 exons.
UUGACAUUUUUAGCAAAUAGCAAUUGAUUUUGUCAUUUGUUAAGAAUUUUCGGUUUUAUUUUGUGCAAAUAAAAAUACAAGGCAUUGAAAAAAUUAAAACGCUUCAUAUAAAGAAUAAAAUGCGAUGUAUUAGUUCUUCAAAUAUAACAUCGUUCACAUACUAAAAAGUCUAAAAACUUCUAAAUAAGGUUCAUCGAUUCUGGCUUAAGAAUGUCUGAUAAACAGUUGAAGUUGGGGCAGAGAGUGGCCGUGAUGGGGAAAAAUGUCAAAGGCACUGUCGCCUACAUGGGACACCCCACUUUCGCCUCUGGUAAAUGGAUAGGAAUUAUUCUAGAUGAACCUAAGGGAAAGAAUAAUGGAACUGUUCGUGGCCAUGCUUAUUUUCAGUGCGAAGAGAACUAUGGUAUGUUUGUGCGGCAAACGCAGCUGCAGCUGCUCGAUGGAGACGACAACCCAAUGGAGACCUCCAUGACAACGUCCAAUGAGGAUGUUAAGACGUCUCUACCAAAUCGACGACUCAGCAGUGCGUCAUCCAAGAGUCAGUAUUUGGAAAGUGGCAACAAAAGAUAUACUAUACAUAUACGGGUGCGUCGGAAAGCGUCGCCGGCGCAGUCGAAAACAGGAACAUUGUCUAUGUCCAGUUCCAGGACGUCGCUGGCCAGCAGCCGCCAGUCGCUGACGUCGUUCGUCUCGCCGACCACCGAGCGGGCCACCUCGCCGGACUUGACGAUCAAGAGGGCGUCUUUUGUUGAGACGGGUUUCGUGGAGACACUGACGCCUCAGUUCACUCCGGGACAGAGUAUCACGUCGCCGCAGACGACCACCACGGCCGCUGAAGACAAGCUGGCCAACUUGCAAGCGCAGCAGGAGAUCACGAACCUCAAGACGGAGGUCGAAGACCUUAAGGAGAAACUGGAAACGCUGAAGGUCCGUCGCGCUGAAGAUCGCGAGAAGUUACGGGAGUUGGAACGUGUGAGGCUGCAGCUGGAACAGGCGAAUGAGUUCAAGACCAAGAUCAUGGAGUCACAGGCUCAGCUGCAGCGGGACUUGCAGAGGGCGAAACAAGAGGUCCGCGAAUUACAAGAAGCGCUAGAGCAGCACAACGACGAAACCGCCGAGCUACAAGAGGCGGCCGAAAUGGCAGCUCUCGACAAGGAAAUGGCGGAGGAGCGAGCUGAAGCGCUGCAGAUGGAGCUGGAGCAGUGCAGGGAGAAGCUGGAGGAAGCUACCCUGGACCUGCAGUUGAUGAGGGCUGAGAUGGAGGCUGGUGGCAAUAUACAGCACCCGUACGCAGCGGGCGAGGGCGCCACCGGCUACGAGGUGCGCCAGCUGCAGCAGCAGAACGUGCGCAUGCGCGAGACCCUGGUGCGCCUGCGCGACCUCUCCGCGCACGACAAGCAUGCCAUGCAGAAGAUGCAGAAGGAUUUAGAUCAGUACAAGUCCGAAAUAGCUGAACUGAGCAGGACGAAAGAGAAGCUGUCGGCCAGGGUGGAGGAACUGGAGGCUCAGGUGGCCGACCUGCGGGAGCAGGUGGACGCGGCGCUGGGCGCUGAGGAGAUGGUGGAACAGCUGGCUGAGAAGAAGAUGGCGCUGGAAGACCAGGUGGAGCAACUGAAGCAGGAUGUGCAAGAGUUAGAAGCGCUUCAAGAGAUCCACGAGCAGCUGGUGGAGUCGAACCGAGAGUUGGAGAUGGACUUGCGGGAGGAGUUGGAGAUGGCGCACGCUGCCACCAGGGAGGCGGUCCGCGAGAGAGAGGCCGCGUUGGAAACGAUAAUGGAUCGGGACACGACCAUUGUCAAGUUCCGCGAGCUGGUGCAGAAAAUGACUGAACAGUACAAUGAGUUGAGCAAACAGUUGGACUCUAAACAGGGCUCCCCGGCGCCAUCAGAACAAGAGUCGACACCAGAGCCCGUCUCCAGGUCAUCGCCACCAGCCGAGCUGGGUUCCCUCGUCCAGCAGUCCAGGGCCUCCACGAGAUCUAUAGACCUGCAACUGCGGGCCUUGGAGCUGAACCAGGCGAAGGCGAGGGCCACCAUGUUGGCCGCUUGCCUUCCUGACCACUUCAUGGCUAGCGGUGGUGAUCAUGACGCCAUCUUGUUCAUUCUGCUUCUACAACGUCUGAACGCUAAAGCCGAAAUCAUCCUUGGCCAGAUUAGAGAGAGAUUCCCAGCGGUGAACGUGUGGGACAGGGAAGCUAUAACGAAGACACACACGGCCGUGCAGUACAGCUUCCGUUGCCAGCUGGAGUAUCAGCUGAUGAUGAUACAGUGCAUGGUGUGCAUGUGGAGCGGCGCGCUGGAGGCGUGCCCGCCGGAGGCUCUGCUGCGCGCCGCCUCCGCGCUGCCCGACGCGGCCGCGCAGGAGCGCGCGCUCGACGCCGCCGCGCACCUGCUCAAGGGGAACGAGCUCGACGAGAACUGCUCGCUGGACGGCAUCGAGCGCUGCUGGACGUACCUGUCGGCGAUGUGGUCGGCGCUGGGCAUGAGCGCGGUGUGCGCGGGCGCCGCGCGCGAGGUGGUCGUGCAGGCGUGCGGCGCGCUCGACGCGCUCGCGCGCGCGCUGCACGCCGACGCCAGCGCGCUCACGCAGAUACUGCAGGCGUCGGAGAGGCAGCUAGAGCUGGGCCAGCUGCACGAAGCGAUACAGUCCAGCUGCUCGUCGCUGCAGCAGCAGCUGAAGGCGGUUAGGAGGCGUCUACCACCUGGAGUGAACCUCAACAAUCUACCUAUUGACCUGCAGCUAGUGGAGCGUCUCCGCGGCGACAGCGCGGUGGCGCUGUGGCGGUGCGCGCGCGCCGCGUCGCUGGCGGCCCGCGCGGCCUGCGCCUGCGCCGCCACCGCCGGCGAGCGGGCCGACGGCGCGCCGCUCGCGCACUCCGCGCUCGCCGCCAUAUGGACGGCCGCCACCGACAAGAUCUAUCAGCAGGACGACCACGGCCCAGUGAAGACUAUAAAGCACGCUCUAUCUGUCGUGUCGGCGGAUGUCGGCAAGUUGGCCGCCUUCACGCAGGACAAGGAGUAUGACGUCAUGUCGCUGACCAACGUGGCGCAGGACAAGCCAACGCCACCUAUCGUGUUGCGAGCGCAACACGUGAAGAAACAGCUCGAAGAAACAAAGACGCUCACCAUCCGGCUAGAGAAUAAGGAAGCCGAUAUAAAGGAGCUCAGGAAAGCACUGAAGGCGAAACAAGAAGAGUUAUCGGAGAUGCAGAUAAGAAGAGAGUUAGGCGAGAGGAAGUUAACAGCGGCCGCCAGAGACGCUGAGCUGAAGGCGGAACAGUUGCAACGGAAAUUGGAAGACGCGAACAAUCAGCUCAAGAGAAAGGAGAAAGAGUUCGAGGAGACGAUGGACCACCUGCAGCAGGACAUCGACUCGCUGGAGAGCGAGCGCGGCGCGCUGCGCGACAAGCUGAAGAUGUACGCGAAACGGGGCGGCACGCACCACGCCGUGACGCCGCCUAUGCCCACAGUGCGGGACUUUUCACCCGUGGCCUCGCCGGCGACGACGCACAAAGAGGAGCCACAAGAAACUACGGUUAAGGUGACACCAGGAGUGGCCACUGGCGAAGUUAACGAAGCGCUGCAACAUCAACUCAAAGUUCUGAGCUGGCGCGUGGAGCGCGAGCGCUCCGCCCGCAUAGCGGCGUGUGCGCGCGCCGAGCGCACCGCCAUCCGCAGCCUGCGCCCGCUGCAGCACCCCGCCGCGCCGGCCGCUCGCGCGCGCCGCCUCGCCGCCGCGCGCCUCGAGGCGGACCUCGCCGCGCUGCACACCGAAUGGACGCUGUUCGUGGCGCGCUCCGGCCUCGUCAAGUUCCCGGAGGAGCCCGGCAAGUACGCGAAGGCGCUGCAACAGCACAAGGAGAGGCAGAGGGAGAUUAGGAGGCAGCUGGAGGAGAGAUUGUUCGCGCUUCAAGCGGAAGCGAGGAGUUUGAUCUCGAUCCACCGGCCGUGGCGUUGCGUCGAGGCCGACUUCACCGAGUUCCCCGCGCCCGAGUUGACCGCGGCGCUCGCGGCGAAGGCGGUGGACAUCGGGACGAUAAAGUACCCCGGCGAUGCGACCGACAACGAUACCAUAUACGUGACCCCUUCGCAAUUAGCCAAAAUACGAGAGCUGGUUGAAGAAUUAAAAUCUGAUGAAGUUCAGUUGGACUUAAAACCCUUAGACCAUACGGUGUGCGCGGCGUAAUUUAAAUUAAAAAAAAGUUUUUUUUUUCCAUAAUUCCAAUAUGUUUAAAAAUAGUUCAUUGUAGUAAGAAUUAAAUAGUAAUUAUAUAUUUUGUUUAUUGAAAUUGUAAGUUGAGAAAUGUUAAUAAUAAUUUUUAUAGAUAAUGAAUUAUGUAGGUUUAAGAAGAAUCUUUGAUUAAUUGUAUGAUCAUUUAUUUAUUUUGGCUGCUACUAGCUUUUUUAUUAUUUUAUUAAGACAAUUAUAAGCUUAAAGAAUUGGCGCGAAUACUAAUAUUUAAUCUUGGACAGAUGUAUAAUAUUAUAAUCUGUAUUCACUCUAUAGUCUAUGUCAAAUGUCAUGUAAGCGCGCGCACACCGCUUUGGUUAUGUCAAAGAAAAUGGACGUGGCAUGCGUUUUACAAUUAUAACAGUACUUAAUAAAAAUGCAUAUUUAUUAA